CCCGCGCGUCCGCCCACGGGGCCGCAGGAGACAGCUUUGUGGUGUCUGCGUACAGGAGUGGCCGCAGAGGCAUGGAGGAGGUGGAGCAGCGCGGCGGCUGCGCAGAGCACAGUGCGAGGGACAAGCAGGAGCUGCCCAGCGGGGACCCCAAGGAAGGACAUUUCCGGGAGGACCAGGGCCCACUAGAGGUGGUGCUGCCGCCUGAGAAGGCUGAGGGCCGAGAGGGCCUGGGGCAGCUCUUGAGCCCAGAGGAUGGAGAAAGAGCGGCAACCCGCGAGGGCCCCCGAGGCCUGGGCAAGAAGCGCCUGAACGUUGACGCGCUCCAGUGUGAUGUCUCAGUGGAGGAAGACAGCCACCAGGAGUGGACGUUCACCCUGUACGGCUUCGACCACAGUGGGAAGGCCACCAGAGAGGACAUGUCCAGCCUGAUGCACACCAUCUACGAGGUUGUCGACGCCUCGGUCAGCCACUCCUCGGGCAGCAGCAAGACCCUCCGUGUGAAGCUGACUGUCAGCCCGGAGCCCUCCAGCAAGAGGAAGGAAGGCACCCCCACCGGCCAGGACCGGGAGCCCACGCGCUGCAGGACAGAAGGGGAGCUCACCGAGGACCCCAGGGUGGCGGACAAGAGGCUGUCUGCGCACGUCAGGGGCCCAGUGCUCUGUGAAGCCGGGGGAUUCCCGGCAUCCGCCAUUUCUAGGGUCGCCCCCGGCCUCCCAGUCACCCGCACCAGGUACAGCAGCUCGGGUGCCGGCCGGGCCGUCAGUGCGGGGAGACAACUGGUCACGAGCACGGCCUGGCUCUUCCACCGGCUGCUUCCUGGAGACGGACGGGCACAGACCAGGUCGCCGCCAGCACCCCGGGAGCAUGGGGAGCACUGA
This is a messenger RNA of Vicugna pacos (alpaca), 878 nucleotides long. The record is from RefSeq and is a predicted model, not a curated record. Lineage: Eukaryota; Metazoa; Chordata; Mammalia; Artiodactyla; Camelidae.